Messenger RNA from Exophiala dermatitidis NIH/UT8656, 1284 nucleotides. RefSeq lists its product as uncharacterized. Gene Ontology annotation, molecular function: phosphatase activity. Lineage: Eukaryota; Fungi; Ascomycota; Eurotiomycetes; Chaetothyriales; Herpotrichiellaceae. Bases 1 to 1284 code for a protein of 427 amino acids. The record is from RefSeq and is a predicted model, not a curated record. Gene Ontology annotation, cellular component: cytoplasm. The transcript has a single exon.
AUGGCUACUACGAAAUAUCUCUUUCGCUACAAGACCCUUGGGGGAUACUUCCUCCAGGAUGACCCCGGCACCUCAGCGAAAGACUUUGAGUUCACCAAGACGAACUUCGGCCUAAUCUCCCGAGCCUACGAUUCUGACAAGACCCUCCCCGACGGCGGAAAAGGGAUGACGGACUGGCAACGAUUCGAACAUCAUCUCACCAAGCUGAAUGAGGAAGCUGCACAAAAGGCAAAAGAAAACAACGGUUCUGCCGCCCAGGUCAUCACCCAGUACAAGCUACUCUUCCUCGGCCGCCAUGGCAACGGAUAUCACAACAUCGCCGAACGCUACUAUGGCAGUGAGGCUUGGGAUUGUCACUACUCGCUGCUGGACGGCGAUCCAGAUGGCAUCAUCGUUUGGUCGGAUGCGCACUUGAGCAAAGAGGGUCUUCGACAGGCGAGGGACGUCAACGAGUUCUGGAAGAAACAAAUGGCCGAGGAGAAAAUGAGUCUUCCGCAAGCAUAUUACGUCAGUCCCCUUGAUCGAGCACUGGAAACUCACAAGGUCAGCUACGACGGGCUUGUGUCGCCAUUCGAACCAAUCGUCAUGGAACGUCUGCGUGAGGGCACAGGCCUCCAUACCUGCGACCGGCGCAGUUCCCUCUCGUACAUCCGCAAGCACUAUCCGACCUACAACACUACGCGUGACCGUUUCCUCACCGAAGCCGAUGAGUUGUUCGAACCCAAGCUUCGCGAGCCAGACGAAAAAAUCGAGGAACGCCUGGGCAAACUGCUUGACCAAAUCAUGGCCGAGGAAAAGAACGAACGCAUCAGCUUGACUAGCCACUCGGGUGCCAUCGGCGCCAUGUUACACGUCUUGGGUCAUCGUCAAUUCUCUGUUGCUACUGGAGCCGUCAUUCCUGUUCUGGUUCAAGUCGACAAGAUUGCAGUCCCAGCCGCACCCGCCGUUCCCGGUGAAACGAAGCGUGAUCCUCUGUCUCCCAGACAUGGCGGCAAGGCGGAAGGCGGCUCACACGCCGCAGCAGCAAACAAGGCUGACAAUGACAAUGUCUCUGCUACCACCACUGGCGACUCGGACUCGGAUCUGUCCUCCUUCCCCCUACGUCCCGACGUCGACGAAAUAGACGACAAGUCCACCUGGAACCCUGCACCUCCGUGCCCGCCGGGCCUCGACCUAGCUAACGUCGGUUUCGAGCGUAAGGGAAUGUCGAUCAAAGACUUCGUCGCCGGCGUCGAGAAUGGAACCAUCCAGCUCGAAGAAGUCGCUUUUCGAUCCAAUCCGUGA